Molecule: messenger RNA, 2301 nt
Organism: Nerophis lumbriciformis (worm pipefish)
Lineage: Eukaryota; Metazoa; Chordata; Actinopteri; Syngnathiformes; Syngnathidae
Source: RefSeq, a predicted model, not a curated record
GGGACUAUGAGUGUGAGCAGCCAAGGGGGCUUCCUGGUUGAUCUGGGUGGCAGCUUCAAUGAGGAUGCCCCUAGACCUCCAGUCCCAGGGGAAGAGGGCGAACUGGUGCUCACUGAGUUUCAUAACGCUGGCUUCCAGUCAUGCAAAAGCCUCAAAUGCGAGGCAUCUGUUGCCACGCCCAGGCGGCCCGACCUGGAUUUGGGCUACGAGCCAGAGGGCAGCGCCUCGCCGACGCCGCCUUACCUGAGAUGGGCGGAGUCGCUUCACUCUCUGCUGGACGACCAGGAAGGCAUCCAUCUGUUCAGGACGUUCCUAAAGCAGGAAUCGUGUGCCGACCUGCUGGACUUCUGGUUUGCGUGCAGCGGCUUUCGCAAACUGGAAGCCUGCGAGGGCAAUGACGAGAAGCGACUAAAAUUGGCGAAAGCCAUCUAUAAGAAGUACAUCCUGGAUAACAACGGUAUUGUUUCCAGGCAGAUCAAACCGGCGACCAAGUCUUACAUAAAAGAUUCUGUGAUGAAGCUACAUAUAGAUCCGGCCAUGUUCGACCAGGCUCAGACUGAGAUCCAGGCCACCAUGGAGGAAAACACCUACCCUUUAUUUCUUAAAUCGGAUAUAUAUUUGGAACAUGCGCAGGCAGGGGGAGAGAGUCCCCAGAUCUAUGCCGAUCAAAGUCCACUCUCUGGAACCACAAAGAAUCUGGCGGGUUAUUUGCCGACGUUAAACGAGCACGAGGAGUGGAAGUGCGAGCAGGAACCGGAAGAACCAUCCGAAUGUGACCUCACACCCAGCAGCAGGCUCACGCAGAGGCUGCUUACCGAAACGCCAUCGCAUCGCACUGCAGGAAGAUUCCAUGAAGAGUACAGACAUGCACCCGGUCGGGAUCCCGCCGACCGCUACUAUGCCAAUGCAGGUCAUGCAUUGGCUCCAGCCACCAGUGCUAACGAUAGUGAGCAGCAAAGCAUGUCCAGCGACGCUGACACGCUUUCACUCACAGACAGUAGCGUAGAUGGCAUCCCACCCUACAGAUACCACAAACCUCAUCGGCGGGAGAUGCAGGAGAGCGCACGAGCAAACGGGCGUGUGCCGCUGCCUCUCAUCCCUCGCACCAACAGGAUUCCGAAAGACAUCCACGUGGCACCAGAACGCUUUGCCGCCGACCUGAUCCUCCGCCUGGAGGGUGUCCUCAGAGAGAGGGAGACCGAGGAGCGACUCAGGAGGUUGCGACUGGAAGAAGACGCCGACUGUGUUCAUCCACAGAAUUACACCGACUACUACGGCGCCUUCCUGAGAGACGCCCACGAGGAGAACCCAGAGAGCAUCCUGGACGAACACGUCCAGCGUGUCAUGAAAACUCCAGGCUGCCAAUCACCCGGAACUGGCCGUCACUCACCCAAGUCCCGCUCACCUGACACUUUUAAAGGGACGGCGGGUUCCUGGGGAGCUCAGGGUAAACAUCCGUCCAAGCACACCAUCAAGGCAGAGUCGGGUCACCACUACAAGCAUCACACUUACCAAGCGGAGUCACUUUGGGGUGCGGGAUCCUCAAACAUAGACUGUGCAACCUAUGGCAACAAAGGUGGCGCGCAGUGUAGGCGGGCGUUCAAACGUGGAGAGGAAGCAACAGCUCCUCCGGAGGACAUGGAGAAGAAGCAGAAGAUCCUCCUGUGGCUCAUGGAAGGACAGAAGGAGAUGAUCCGACACAAAAAGAGCCCGUACGGUAGCACCGCAGGCUCCAGGAAGGGCCAGGGCCAACCCAGCUCCUCUUGGGACACUGUCCAGCCAUCGCAUCCUUUCAUCCAAGACCCCACCAUGCCGCCCAACCCGGCCCCGAGUCCGCUCAUCCAGCUGGAGGAGGUCCGACGGAGGCUGGCGGAGGAGAAGAUGAUCAAGUCCGGAACAGUGCAGCCCAAGCAGCGGUAUGUGAUGGAGGUGAUCCAACGGGGUCGCACCGCACUCAGGCCUCCUCUGUUCCCGCCGCUCAAUGUGGUGCCCGCCGUGUCAGACUGCGAGCUCUCCGAGCCCGAGCAUAAAGUGGCUAAAAAGCAAGCAAGUGACAGCAUGACAGUGGCGUACUACUUCUGCGGGGAACCCAUACCCUACAGGACUUCCGUCAAGGGGCGGCUGGUGACACUUGGCCAGUUUAAAGAGCUGCUGACCAAGAAGGGAAACUACAGGUAUUAUUUCAAGAAGGUGAGCGACGAGUUUGACUGCGGGGUCGUGUUCGAGGAGGUGCGUGAGGACGAUGCCACACUGCCGAUCUUCGAGGAGAAGAUCAUCGGCAAAGUGGAAAAGAUUGACUGA